Molecule: messenger RNA, 2854 nt
Organism: Thamnophis sirtalis
Lineage: Eukaryota; Metazoa; Chordata; Lepidosauria; Squamata; Natricidae
Source: RefSeq, a predicted model, not a curated record
GCUGCAGCACUUGCCCUUCGCACUGACCAACCUGCACCUGAAGGCCCUCUGGCUGGCAGAGAACCAGUCGCAGCCCAUGCUCCGGUUCCAGACAGAGGAGGAUGAGAAGACGGGGGAGAAAGUGCUCACCUGCUACCUGCUGCCCCAGCAACCACCUGCCAGCUCAGAGAACCUCCUGCAGAACAGCCUGGAGGAGAGCUGGGCCGAGGCCAACCCCAACCGGGUCAGUGUGAUCCAGUUUUUGGAGGACUCCCAAAUGGAGGAGGAGGAGGAGGAGGAGGAGGCUGGCACGGAGAAGAGGGGGCUGCAGCGCAGAGCCACUCCGCACCCCAGCGAGCUGAAGUCCAUGAAGAAGGGAAUGGAAGUGCGACGCAGUGAGGCCUCCGCGGCAGCUAGGCGGGACUCCCCUAACUCUGAGGGCAAGAGGCUGAGUGCCACCUCCAACCACAGCGAAGACUCUCACGUCUCUGGCAGCACCCUCUCUGCCAGCGGCAGCCUGGAGGAGGGGCGAGAGGCGCAGCAGGCCGAGGGCGCAGCCGCAGAGGCUCCACUGGAGGGAGGGAGGAAGCUGGUGGCCGAAGAAAAAGGCCAAGUGCCCCCGGAGGAGGUGGCCACGCUGGAGGAGACGGCCGAGGACCAGGAGGAGGAGCUGGAGUACUCGGAGCCCACGGUGCACUUCGCAGAGGACACCCUGGUUCGCAGUGAGGAUGAGGACGAGGAGACACCCCCGAUCCCCGCAGGAAAGCAGCGGCUGAUCCGCAAGGACACACCCCACUACAAGAAGCACUUCCGGAUUGCUCAGCUGCCCCGCCCGGAGGCGGUGGUGGCCCUCCUGCAGGGCUUCGGGGCCAGUGGGAGCCCUCAGGAGGAGGAAGAGGAGAAGCCAGAGCAGGAGGAGGCCCCGGAGCAGGCGGGGUGGGGCCAGGAAGAGGCGGUCAGCGAGGGGGGCACAGCAGUUCCACCCUCGGUCAAGCUGGCUCUGACGAUCGUGCGGGAGACGGGCGGCCUGGGCAUCAGCAUUGCAGGAGGCAAAGGCUCCACCCCUUACAAGGGAGACGAUGAGGGUGUCUUCAUCUCCCGUGUGUCGGAAGAGGGCCCAGCAGCACAGGCUGGGGUUCGUGUGGGGGACAAGCUCCUGGAGGUGAAUGGGGUGUCCCUGCACGGUGCUGAGCAUCACGUGGCGGUGGAAGCCCUCCGGGGCUCGGGCAGCAGUGUCUCCAUGACAGUGCUGCGGGAGCGGAUGGUGGAGCCUGAGAACGCCAUCACGGUGACGCCACUGCGGCCCGAAGAUGAUUACAGCCCGCGGGAAUGGCGUGGAGGGCUGCAAUUAGCCGUGGGGGCUAAAGACACCACCACGACCGAGCGCCUUUCGGCCUGCCUGGUGCGGAACGAGCGGGGCCUGGGCUUCAGCAUUGCUGGCGGCAAGGGCUCUACCCCAUACCGGCCAGGCGACAUGGGGAUUUUCAUCUCCCGGAUUGCAGACGGGGGGGCUGCCCACCGGGAAGGAACGUUGCAAGUGGGCGACAGGGUCAUCUUGAUCAAUGGGGUGGACAUGACAGAAGCUCGGCACGAUCAGGCUGUAGCACUGCUGACCGCCUCCCCACCCACCAUUGCUCUGCUGGUAGAAAGAGAGGCGGCACCACAAGAGAAGGACCUGCCCGUGGGGCCACGAGGGCCCCAGGCCCCCUCGCCUCCGCCUCUGCCCCCCCAAGGAGAGGCCCUGCUGGAGGAGGCGGCACCAUUCCCCCCCAGGAGCCAGUUGCCCAAAGGCGCGGAGAGCCAGUACCCCACCGAGGAGGUCUGCCUGGUGAAGGCUGGGGGGGCCCUUGGCCUCAGCAUCGUGGGAGGCAGUGACCACUCCAGCCACCCCUUUGGCAUCCACGAGCCAGGAGUCUUCAUUUCAAAGGUCAUUCCGCACGGCCUGGCCUCCCGCAGUGGCCUGCGUGUGGGGGACCGGAUCCUGGAGGUGAAUGGCAUCAACCUGCGCCAGGCGACUCACCAGGAGGCCGUCAACGCUCUGCUCUCCGGAGACCCGGAGCUACGGAUGGUGGUCAGGCGAGACCCUCCGCCGCCUGGAAUGGAGGAGAUCUGCAUUGAAAAGAGGCCUGGGGAGAAACUGGGCAUCAGCAUCCGAGGCGGCGCCAAGGGCCAUGCGGGGAACCCCUUUGACCCCACAGACGAGGGGAUCUUCAUCUCCAAGGUCAGCUCCACCGGGGCAGCGGCCCGCGAUGGCCGGCUGAGGAUGGGCCUGCGCAUCCUGGAGGUGAACCAGCAGAGCCUGCUGGGCAUGACGCACGCGGAGGCGGUGCAGGUCCUGCGGGCCGUGGGGGACUGGCUGCUGGUGCUCGUUUGCGAGGGCUUUGACCCCAAAGCCAUGGCUGCCCUUGAGAUGUCUCCCGGAAUCAUCGCCAACCCUUUUGCGGCCGGAAUUGGGCGCAAGAACAGCCUGGAGAGCAUCUCGUCCAUUGACAGGGACCCCAGCCCAGAAGAGGCGGAUCUUCUUCAGAAGGGCGUGGUAGUGGGGGAAGCCGAGUCUGCCCAGCGGGAGCCUGCCGGCAGCCAGCAGUGCUCGGCCCCGUCCCAGCCUUUCUGCCUGGCGGGCAAAGAGAUUCUUUUUACCAAGCCCGGGAGAAUCCAGCCCGUCUCUCGCCUCCGCCUGACCUCAGCCCUGGGCCCCACGGAGGGGCGGGGCAGCCCCAGCCCUUUGCAGCAGCCCGAGCCGGUCUCUAGCCCCAACGGCCUGCCUUGGCAGUCCGGACCCUUGUCGCAAUGCGAGGACCCCCCUCUCAGUGCCAAGCAGGCGUACAAGGCCUUGGCCGCCGUCCCAGGAUUGCAGCUCCCGUUGGAGGCGGAG